Zea mays is the source of this 2324-nucleotide messenger RNA. RefSeq lists its product as uncharacterized. The record is from RefSeq and is a predicted model, not a curated record. The transcript is spliced from 5 exons. Gene Ontology annotation, biological process: regulation of DNA-templated transcription. The coding region runs from base 327 to 1874 and encodes 515 amino acids. Lineage: Eukaryota; Viridiplantae; Streptophyta; Magnoliopsida; Poales; Poaceae. Gene Ontology annotation, molecular function: DNA binding.
ACGCAGCGCACCCGUCGCUUCGCUUCCUUGCUGGCUGUGGCUGCUUCGUCCGUCCCACCCAAUCGGCCUCUCCCCUCCGCUCCCCAGCAGGAGCAGCCAGCCCAGCCCUGACGCUUCCUCCCCACCCGGCGUGCAAUCGCUCCCAGUCCUGACUCGUUCGCUGGACCGAACACCGCCCGGUGGUGCUCUUCCGCCGUGCUUCUCCGGGCUCCUCCUCGCCGCCCGCCGCCCGGCGGCGCCGUCCUGGUGGUUCCGUGGGGCGCCGGUCGGGCGCGAUCGGCCGUGCGGCCACCCGGCUCUCAGUCUCAGGAGAGAUAUAUUGUAAAAUGGAAGUACUGCGUGAUAUGCACCUGCCACCAGGAUUUGGAUUCCAUCCUUCGGAUACUGAACUUGUUUCUCACUACCUGAAGAGGAAAAUACUUGGCCAGAAAAUUGAGUAUGAUCCUAUACCAGAGGUUGAUAUAUAUAAGCAUGAACCAUGGGAUUUACCUGCAAAGUGCAAUCUUCCAAUCGAGGACAACAAGUGGCAUUUCUUUGCCUCUCGUGACAGGAAGUACCCUACUGGCUCUAGGUCAAACAGGGCAACACUCGCUGGUUACUGGAAAUCAACUGGGAAGGACCGAGCCAUAAAGCUGAAGAAGCGAACUCUAGGAACAAAGAAGACUUUAGUCUUUCAUGAGGGUCGGCCUCCCUCUGGCAGACGCACUGAGUGGAUUAUGCAUGAGUAUUACAUAGAUGAGAACGAAUGUAAAGUCAGCCCUGAUAUGAAGGAUGCUUUUGUCCUCUGCCGUGUUACUAAGAGAAGUGACUGGGAACUGGAUAAUGAGGUGGGCAACAGGUACCCUCAUCUGGAACAACUAGAUGCUGCUGCUGCAUCAGUUGCCAGCACUGUAAAGCCAGAAGAUGCGGUUGCCACAGUUAUCUGUCCAGAAGAAUCUAAUCGUGCUGCUACACCAGUUGGCAGUGAUGAACUAUCUAAUGAUGUUGGUCAGGAACCUAUCACUCCUGAUUCAUCACCUCCAAACGGUGGUAAAGAACUGGAAGUAUGGCUGGAAGAACUGUUGGAUCCUUCACCUUCAUUUAACCUUGUAGCUGAUACUCGUUCUGCUGAUGUGUCUCUGACUGACCAAUAUGCUGAAUCGUCCAAUCCUGGUUCUGUGUCUCGGAAUAUUGGACCAGGCCAUGCUAGCCCUAUCCAGGAUGGAACAGAUGCUACAGACUACCUAUUAACUGAUGAUCUUCCCGAGGAUCUUUACAGUAUGUUGUAUCCUGGUACUGACCAGUUCUAUGAUAGUAUGUUCUUGGAACAAGCUGGCCAGGAAGGUAUUGCUUUUCCUACCAACCAAGCGUACUACAUGAUGGGAAUGGAAUCCUAUGCUCUUCCAACCAACUUGAACGGAACUCUGAAUGCUGAAUUGCAGUCAGACCAGGAAAAUAACACGACGAAUCUGGCAAAUGGAAAUACUGACACUGGAGUUACAAUACAAAGCCGCAGAGCAACCACAUCUCCUGCUAACAUUUCACUAGCAGCUGGCAAGAUUAAAAUGCAGGUUGGAAUUAAUAGGAUGGUCACAAGUAGUUCCGUAUCCAUCAACCAGACCAUGCGGUUUACAGAUAACAGUGGCCGACGUCUUGAUCUCAAGACUGAUGAUGUUGAGCACCAGAAGAAAACUACAAACAGUGCCAUUUCUGCCAAGCAGUCUAGGGCAGCCAAUCCUGAAGGCCACAGUAGUCAAGGCUACCUCAAGGGCUUCAAAAAUACAUUCAGAUGUUCAUCAGCUGGAUUCAAGGCAUACAUAUCUUUUGCCUUUUUUGUGGUUGGAGUCGCUGCUGCUGCAGUGCUGCAUCACCACCGCUCCUGUGCCAACCUAUAAAUUUGAAUCACCAAACACCAGCAUGCUUAGUUGUAGUUCUAGUGGUCAGCGGCAGCAUUGGCUUGAGGGCAGGUAUCUUCCCAGAUUCAUCCUUGCAGUAGUUCGUCGGCUUUACUUACUUGCAUUGGACUGGAGUAGUAGUUGAGUUCCUCAGCUUAUAUCACGGGGGUUACUGGCCUGGACAAUGGAGAUACAUUUGUGCGACCACUGAUUCCCAGUUAUCUCCACAUGUUUUUUGUGGUGCUGUACAUAUUAAGUUUUUUUCUCGUUUUGAUCGUCUAGUUGCUAAUGGGUGCCUAUUUAAAAAAACGAAAAAAAGAGGGAAAAUUGGUGGGGGCAUAUGAACAAAAGAAAAGAAAAGAAAGAAAGAUGUACUUUAGGUUAUCCUUAGAUUUGUAAAGCUGAACCAUGUUUAUAAAUGAUAGUGGAUGACUACAUUAUUAAACUAGA